Molecule: messenger RNA, 3156 nt
Organism: Suillus clintonianus
Lineage: Eukaryota; Fungi; Basidiomycota; Agaricomycetes; Boletales; Suillaceae
Exons: 11
Coding region: 1-3156 (1051 amino acids)
Biological process (GO): positive regulation of rRNA processing; positive regulation of transcription by RNA polymerase I
Cellular component (GO): nucleolus
Molecular function (GO): RNA binding; metal ion binding; protein binding
Source: RefSeq, a predicted model, not a curated record
AUGACCGCGGUCAAGGUCAUAAAUCACACUCCUUUCGUUCCCCGUCUGCCAAAGGAUGUCCCACUCCCGCCAAGUCCCGCAGAAUCCACAAGUCCGCCACCCCCAGUGAAGAAGAAAACUAGAAAGAACAAGACGAAAGAGACAGAGAAGGAGAAAACGGGAGCCACUUCUUUUUCCAUCGUCGGGGAAAGAAUUAAGAUACAUUCUACAUCAUCUGGCAAGGUGGUUUCUACAUUACCGGGGCCACAGGAUGAUGGUCACCAGGAUAUCAUCACAUCUGCUAUCCUCAGUGCACACAAUGUGUUUCAACUCAUCACCGCUUCUUUGGACGGCACUCUCAAAAUUUGGGAUUUUCUCGAAGGCAUAUUGUUACUCACGAUCAACCUCGAGCAACCUAUCCAUCACGUGUGCGCUCAUGCAAAGAUAAAAGAUUACGUUUUUGUUGCCACUGCAAAAGCGAAGAAGGGAAGCGGAAAUGCUGAUGAGCAGCCAAAACAGAACCGGUCUGCGAAGGCUCCAUCAGAAGAGAGCUGUAUCAUCUUACGUGUGUCGCUUAAGCCUCAAAAUCCCGCUUCAGGUGCGAAAUGGCACAAGUCAUCUCAGGUCACGCCGGUAGGCAAGACCCGGUACACAGCAGGGCUUGCAGUAUCUGCAAGCGGUGAAUGGCUGAUUGCGGUCGCGGGUCACAAAGCCUAUGUUGCACAAGUUUCUGCAUUGAAGUCUGGAUUUACAAAAUACGUUUCAACCGAUGCAUUGACGUGUUUGGCGGUCCAUCCAUUAGAGGACUAUUUCGCGACGGGAGACGCAAAGGGUGUCCUGCACUCCGGAAAGAAGGAGUUUGUAUCCCGAGUUGGCUCGGCCAUCAAAAUUGUUGUGGUCUCGCGCGGUUCUGCUGCUGAGGAAGAGUACCUUCUUGGGUUGGCGGACGCAAGUUUUGCAUUUGUCAGUUCUGCCACGCUCAAGCUAUCGCGAGUUUUUUCUCGCAUAAAACUAGACUUCGUCACGUCAAGUGCCUGGGCGUCCUCGUCCUCCGCCAAACCACUUGCAGUCCAUUCGUUAUCAUCGACACUCGUUCUUCCCUCUUCUCAUCCUUCUUCACUACAAACCUACUCUCCUUCGUCAUCCAUGCUCGUUGCAGAGCUCGAGGUGUCACCUUCGAACCGAGUGUCAAGACAAGAAGACAAGAUGUUGGAGCCAUCGCGAGUAGAACGUGUGGUAAGCUCGCCGUCAGGAGAGUGGAUGGCGACUAUUGACCGGCGAGAAGGGAACGAGUCAUUCCGUGGCGAGAUAUACCUCAAGAUAUGGUGGUGGGACAAGAAAUCUGCUUUUUGGAUAUUGAAUACCAAGCUGGUGACUACUGGUGAGGAUAGAAAUGUCAAAACUUGGAGAAUACGGAGUAUCAAAGACAAGAAGGGCAAUGUAGAAGUUUCCUGGACCUCAAGAUCGUCUUUCGGUUUCCGUUCUGAGAUGCCCAGAGACUCGGCUUGGCCACCGGAUGGCCCUCUUCUGGCUGUUGCGCUCGACGCCUCUGUGGCGUUGUAUGAUUCAAUAUCAAACGCACUUUAUUUCACUAUAGUGUGUUCGGAAUGCCCAAAAAUAUCGUCCAUACACUUCAUUGGGCAUCAUGGCCAGUAUAUUGCGGUCCUUGGCGGCUCCAACCUUGUUGUCCGCGAUGGAAGACGCUCUACGCGUGGUCACCAUCUAGCGCGCCAGAAUAUGGAUGAGCUAUUGGUGGAAUGCUCUAUACACCUUGAUGGUGUUCCGCUAAAAGAUGUGCGGACAUUCAAGUGCGGACACGGCUUCUGCACCACCUGCAUAGACAACCUCUUCCAAGCCGGACCUCCGCCUUUCAAAUGUCCCACCUGUCGCAAACGUAUCGCACGCAAGGACGCCUUUCAAAUAUUCUUAAAUCCCCAUCGGUCGCUCACACAACCUGGUACACAAUCCACCCGUAGAGAUUCGGGUGUUGAUAUUGACUUCACGCUUUCGGAUGACCCGGAUUCGACUACGGAGCGUGUCAUUAGCCUGUGCAAGAAAACGCGUGAAAAUGCGUCGGAACUGCAACGCUUGAAUAAGCGCUUGGAACAGCUGCAGCGGAAUUUGUCAAGCGCGAAAGAGGAGCACGAUGAGUUGGAUGAUCAACAUCAGGAGCUGCAAAGGGAAUAUGACCUUCUCGAGGCGCAGCAUGCUGACCUCAAGAGUAAAAUCACGACUCAUGAAAGUGAGCGCCGCAAAGCCGAGCGUUCAUGUGCCGUUUGGCAAAAGAAGUACGAAGUAGCUGAGAGUGGCGAGCAGAUGUGGAGGGAAAAGUGUAAGACUGCACAAAGAGAUGCGCAAAAAGCACGAAAGGAGAACGAAGAACAAGACGGCAAAAUGAAAGAGUUGGCAGAGAGGGCAAGAGACUUUGAGCAUCGUGCGCACAAAUUCAAGGUGUUGUACGAAAAACACAAAAGCAAAUGCGAGGCUCUCAAGGACGAGAACACGCGCCUUAAAAAAAUUCAACAAAUCGCAGAAAAUCCAGAAGAGCAGUCUCUUUUGGUUGUCGAUAGAAACGCCCCUGACAUUCUUGAGCGGGCUGCUCACGAGGACUGGCUAGACGAUGUGUGUGAGGUUCGAGGGGACAAUCUCGAUGAUGUUGACAGUGAUUAUGGAAACGAGUCGAGCAAGGAGAAUGAGUCUGAAGGCGAGGAAUAUCAGCCAGGACCAAGUCGCGGUGGUGCCUGGCUACGAGUCAGGCGAACAACGGAGAGCGUGGACGACCGCGAUCGACCACUUCCCGAAGAUCGACCGUACCACCCUGCGGUUCGUUUCACCUCUGAUUGGAACCUCAAAAGUGACGGCACUGGGCACAACAAAGCAGCUAAUACGAAGAAGCGGAAGACUGAUGAGGACGCCGUCAUGGGAGCGCGAUCGUCCAAGGUAGUGAAAGUCUCGUUACAACUUGCCGCACCUGCGAAGGGGAAGGGAAGGGCUACUGAAGAAAGAGGUAAUGCGAGGCCACUCUCGUCUUCCAAGCAGACGGCAGGUUCUCCGCUGAGAAGGAGAGCCCCUGCAUCCAAAUCCAAGCCUGACAUGCCGUUAAAGUUGGAUGCUAUGGGUCGUUUGAUGGGCACUGCGGUACUGGGGUCAAGACGUAAAUUUGACAAGAAUUCAUGA